GGAAUUUGAACUCUCCGUUAACCAAAUUGGGUUCGCAAUAACGUCGGCCCUAGAGACCAGAGCUGCUGUGUUCGAAUAAAUGGAGGAGGAGGGCAUCCUCGCACAACCUGAUCCCAUUCAUAUGGCUUCACACGUCAGGGCGAUCUUGAAGAGCUGCCUUGUUGAGAUGGAGCAUGAUUACAUCAGUCUGGAUUUAGAAAAGGAAUUGGAGUCCAGUAUGAAGGCACUAUCGAGAUACAUUCAAUGGGGCUUCCUUCCCCUGAAUGGGGAUAUUGAUGCCCAAGACAUAUUUCAAAUGAUUUUAAAUGCUCUAUUCCAGCUCCGUGCCUCCGCUAUCAUACCCACGUUCAUUUCAAUUUCUCACUUACAUGCAACCGCAGGCCACCAGACACUGCUAAGGGCUAUGCCCCUUGUUGUUCUUGUGAUGCAGUUCCGCUUUAAAGAAGCCUCUAUAUGGUUAUCCAGCAAUCGCCAAGAUUUAUUUGAACCUAAUGUUUCGUAUUGGGACACGGAGUUUCUCUACGUAGCGUUGAUGUUUUAUCCAAGGAGGAUGGAGGAAACAAUGAGUUACAUUGUCUUAUAUGUCAGAAGCAAUGCAGAUUUAAGAACCGCUCAGUUGAAGGAUCUCAUCUCGUUGAUAUACGUCCUUGACAUAGUCUCGGACGAUCAAUAUGUUUCUGAAGUGAAUAAAAAAGUUGCAAGCCUUUUUGACAAAGUGUGGAAGUCGUUCUUUCAAGAAAAUGGCAUCCCUUGGACUGAGUUACCGUCCCGUGCCCUUUUGGAUGAGGAUCUGGAUAUGAUUAAUUUAGAUAUGAUUAAUUUGGGUUUCCCUUUGGUGGGUGAUGGGCAUUUUGAUGUCCACACAAAAUUGGGAAUGAUUUUAAAUGCUCUUUACCAGCUACGAGCCUUCCAUAUCAUACCCGCGUUCAUUCAACAUUCUGCCUUACAGCAAACUGAAGGCCACAUGACGCUUCCCUUCAUUGCACUCAUGAAGGAGUGCAUGCUAAGGGAAGCCUCUAUGUGGUUAUCCAGCAAUCGCCCAGGUUUAUUUGGACCUACCGUUCCCUUCUGGGACACGCAGCAUCUCUACUUAGCCUUUAUGCUGUAUCAAAGGAGGGAGAAGGUUGAAACUGUGCGAGAGCUUGAAGAUCAGAUCGGAGCGGAUAAUUAUUCAAUAACCCGCGCUGAGAUAGGGGAUUUCCAGUCGUUGGUGUGCCUCAUGGGCAUAGAGUCUGAAUUUGGCAGAAACAUGCGGUUUUAUUUUUGGCUUUAAUUCUUUAAUGUUAAAUGUUGGAUUGAAUUAAAUUAAUUUCUUCUUCAUUCCAUCUAUGCUUAUAUCUGUUUGUUUGCCAAGCUAAGCAAGCUCCCAUGCGCUCCAUUCCCACUUGUUGGAGUAUUAUUUGUAUUUUUUUCCUGGCAUUUGCUCGCUUUUUUCCUAGCAUUUGCUCCAUUGUUUAAUCCUUUCUUUAGAAAAGUCAAAUUCGACUCUUUUCAGUCAAAUUUGACAAACUUUACGUUUCAAUUACUCCCAAUUUUCAUUGCAUAUUAAUUCUACGGAAUACAAUUUUUAAAGUUCCCAAUAUGAUAAAUCUAAUAAUACCGUUUUUAAUUUUUUAUACUAAAAUACAUUAUGGCUU
Cuscuta campestris is the source of this 1637-nucleotide messenger RNA. The record is from the annotation of a GenBank genome assembly. Lineage: Eukaryota; Viridiplantae; Streptophyta; Magnoliopsida; Solanales; Convolvulaceae.